AUGCGGCUUCUUUUCCAUUCCCCGCUUAUUCGGCGGACGGCGUACCAACGUGCUAUCCAUCCAGCAAUCCGCAACAUGAGCACUCCGCCCACUACUGAAGUGCUAUAUGCGCUGACCGUGGCGAAUUCCCCAGCUAGACCUAGCCCAGAGGAUGUUUUGAAGAAAAGCCAUCAUGCAAAGAAUGGAUUCAGAAACCCAUGGGAGUCUUUUCGCGAUAUGGACUCGAAAGAUAUCAUGCAAAUGAUGGUCUUUCGUCGACUCAACGGCAAAGCGAACACACCUGAUACCACUCCGCCGACCGUCACCGUUCGCAAGCCCGAAUUUCUUCCCAGCCGAGAUACCCCCAAGCUGCGCGCAACAUGGCUUGGACAUGCAUGCUAUUAUGUGGAGUUCCCAAGCGGCCUCCGAGUACUAUUUGACCCAGUAUUCGAAGCGCGUUGUGGGCCAUGCUGCGGGCCGUAUCAUAUCGGCCCGAAGCGCUAUACCGAGCCUCCAUGUCAGAUCAAGGAUAUCCCCGUAAUCGACGCGGUGGUCAUCUCCCACAACCAUUACGAUCAUCUGUCCUACCCAACUGUCUCGGAAAUUGCGAAAAGGCACCCCAAUUGCCACUUUUUUGCGCCACUAGGCAACAAGUCGUGGUUCCACGCCUCAGGCAUCCAAAAUGUAACAGAGCUGGAUUGGUGGGAUGAGCGUGAUAUUGAAAUGUCACCUAAGGAGGGAAAGGGCCCGCACGUUGAAGCAGUAGGCGGAGUUUCCACCACAGCAGAGAUCAAAGCGCGCAUCAGUUGUCUACCUUGUCAGCAUGUUACUGCCCGCAGUCCUUUUGAUAAAUAUAAGACACUAUGGGCUUCCUGGUCUAUUGAGUCCGGUGGUAGCAAGGUGUAUUUUGCUGGUGAUUCCGGCUACAGAGCAGUUAGCGAGCUACCAGAAGGAGAAGAUGAUUGGGAUCCAAAGUACAACUUCCCUAUAUGCCCUGCCUUCAAGCAGGUAGGUGAGUUCCGAGGACCAUUUGAUCUUGGCUUGAUCCCUAUUGGAGCAUAUGCUCCCCGUCAUAUUUUCAGUCCAGCACAUUCUGACCCACAUGAUGCUGUUCACAUUUUCAAAGAUACAAAGUGCAAAAAAGCCUUGGGCAUGCACUGGGGCACUUGGGUACUUACCGAAGAGGAUGUACUUGAGCCACCCAAGAAGCUCAAGGAGGCGCUGAAAAAAAAUGAUCUUGCUGAGACUGGUGUUUUUGAUGUGUGUGAUAUUGGGGAGAGCCGGGAGUUUUGA
Molecule: messenger RNA, 1272 nt
Organism: Penicillium vulpinum
Lineage: Eukaryota; Fungi; Ascomycota; Eurotiomycetes; Eurotiales; Aspergillaceae
Exons: 4
Coding region: 1-1272 (423 amino acids)
Biological process (GO): N-acylethanolamine metabolic process; N-acylphosphatidylethanolamine metabolic process
Cellular component (GO): cytoplasm; membrane-bounded organelle
Molecular function (GO): zinc ion binding; N-acylphosphatidylethanolamine-specific phospholipase D activity
Source: RefSeq, a predicted model, not a curated record